Messenger RNA from Heterocephalus glaber (naked mole-rat), 1606 nucleotides. It is a transcript of the gene Cyth2, whose product is annotated as cytohesin 2. The record is from RefSeq and is a predicted model, not a curated record. Gene Ontology annotation, biological process: regulation of ARF protein signal transduction. NCBI's taxonomy places the organism in Eukaryota, Metazoa, Chordata, Mammalia, Rodentia, Bathyergidae. Gene Ontology annotation, molecular function: guanyl-nucleotide exchange factor activity.
GGGGCCGGGGAGAAACCUCGGGAACUCCGGGGACCCUGCUAAGGCGGGGGCGGUGCCUUCGAUGCUCGUCCCCCCUUCCCCAACUCUUACAAACUGACAGCAGCCGCCCCUGCCAUCGUCACUUUUCAUGGACCCAGGAGUCCCGACGCCCGGGCUGCCUGUACUCACCACCCAGGAGCCCAGGCCAACAACUACCUCACCAGUUAUGGAGUCAGAAAAUCAAGGCCUCAGCCCCCUUCCAAAACCCCCGGACCUGACCCCGGAGGAACGGAUGGAGCUGGAGAACAUCCGCCGGCGGAAACAGGAGCUGCUGGUGGAGAUCCAGCGCCUCCGGGAGGAGCUCAGCGAAGCCAUGAACGAGGUGGAGGGUCUGGAGGCCAAUGAGGGCAGCAAGACUUUGCAGCGGAACCGAAAGAUGGCAAUGGGCAGGAAGAAAUUCAACAUGGACCCCAAGAAGGGCAUCCAGUUCUUGGUGGACAAUGAGCUGCUGCAGAACACACCCGAGGAGAUCGCCCGCUUCCUGUACAAGGGCGAGGGGCUGAACAAGACUGCCAUCGGGGACUACCUGGGGGAGAGGGAAGAACUGAACCUGGCAGUGCUCCAUGCUUUUGUGGAUCUGCAUGAGUUCACCGACCUCAAUUUGGUGCAGGCCCUCAGGCAAUUUCUGUGGAGCUUUCGCCUCCCUGGAGAGGCCCAGAAAAUUGACCGGAUGAUGGAGGCCUUUGCUCAGCGAUACUGCCUGUGCAACCCUGGGGUUUUCCAGUCCACAGACACAUGCUACGUGCUGUCCUUCGCUGUGAUCAUGCUGAACACCAGCCUGCACAAUCCCAACGUCAGGGACAAGCCUGGCCUAGAGCGUUUUGUGGCAAUGAACCGGGGCAUCAACGAGGGCGGGGACCUCCCUGAGGAGCUGCUCAGGAAUCUCUAUGACAGCAUCCGGAACGAGCCCUUCAAGAUCCCUGAGGACGACGGGAACGACCUGACCCACACCUUCUUCAACCCAGACCGGGAGGGCUGGCUCCUUAAGCUGGGGGGCCGGGUGAAGACAUGGAAGAGGCGCUGGUUCAUCCUCACUGACAACUGCCUCUACUACUUCGAGUACACGACGGACAAGGAGCCCCGAGGAAUCAUUCCCCUGGAAAAUCUGAGCAUCCGAGAAGUGGAUGAUCCCCGGAAGCCAAACUGCUUUGAACUUUACAUCCCCAACAACAAGGGGCAGCUCAUCAAAGCCUGCAAAACAGAAGCAGACGGACGGGUGGUGGAGGGGAACCACAUGGUGUACCGGAUCUCAGCCCCUACGCAGGAGGAGAAGGACGAGUGGAUCAAGUCCAUUCAGGCUGCUGUGAGCGUGGACCCCUUCUAUGAGAUGCUGGCUGCGAGGAAGAAGAGGAUUUCUGUCAAGAAGAAGCAGGAGCAGCCCUGACCCCUGCCCCCAACUCUGUUAUUUAUUAUGGAGCUGCCCUGCCCAGGUGGCCGGACCCCUGGGCCCAGGGGCUGUGGAUCCUGCUCCUCCAUUUGGAAUAUUCACCACCUCCCUCCAGCUCCUCCUUAUUUGUAAUUAACAUGCUGUUGGUAAUCUUAUUAAUUAUUUAACCACUCAAGCCUA